Molecule: messenger RNA, 2978 nt
Organism: Pseudo-nitzschia multistriata
Lineage: Eukaryota; Bacillariophyta; Bacillariophyceae; Bacillariales; Bacillariaceae
Source: the annotation of a GenBank genome assembly
CCACCAGCACUGAAGUGUCAAUCACCGAUCGCACAGGCACACGGUGCAUCUCUUGCUGUUCUUGCUUGUAGUCCGGUACGGCGCAAUAGCAACAGCGAUAGAAAGAAACUGAUCAAGAGUUGCUUGUGGAGAGAGCGAAUUUGGUGAGGUUUCCGGACUAUACCGAAUUGAAUCGAACCGAAUCGAAUCGAACCGAACCGAACUACAUUGCUCUACAGUGAAGCGACGUCUGUUUGGUGGCUCUUGUAACUGCAGUAGCAGAUCUCUUGCAACCAUCCAUGGCAGCAUCGAAAACAAUGGCCGAGAUCGUGGCCUCGUCGAAAAUAGCGCCAUCCACACCAGCUUCUGCGUCCACGAAUAAUAACAGUAACAAUAAUUACAGCAGCAAACAAAACAAAAUCCCAAAUCCGAAUGGACACGGUGAACACACCAAGAACGGAGGAUCGGCAACCGCGGUGGAAAACUAUCACACCAAGAGCAAUAAGAAAGAGGAGAGUGGCUCUUCUACCACGAUCGUCAGGGCCUUUCCACACCUGACUAUCACCGUAUACAUCCCCACCGUUUGUGUCGGGGUUCUUAUUGGAAAGCGUGGCUACACGAUCGAUAAAAUCCAGAGGCAUGCCGUCACCGAAUCCUCCAGAUUUUACAGUAGCGAGGGUUUGCAGCAGUCUCAACCGCAGGGUGGGCGGCGCGACAACGGCGGAAGCAACAAACAAUCGUCGAAACAGAAAAAGGUAUCGCCGGAUUCUGUUCGAAUCAGCGUCGUCAACUAUCCACCCCCUGCCCCAACCGCUCAGCAGCACCAACAGAAUUACGAGAACUACGACAAUCCCCACUAUCUGGUAAACUCGGAAGAAUACCCUGUAUCUGCGGGUCCACAAAAACCGCAACCGUUACAACAACAAAAACAGCAGCAGCACCAUCCAUCAGCAUUACCACACCCUGGGCUUUCGCAAAGUGCUCUGCAUUCUUCGAUUGGUGACAUGGGAGUCCCUCCCACGUACACGGAACUUGAUUUUAGCAACCCCCAAUGGACACCGAUCGUGAUUCGUGCCGAUCCUAUCGCGGCUCUCCACGCGUCUAGGGCCAUUCACGAGAUUUGCUUCCCGGAAUACGUUGGUGACCGAACUCACCUGGUGUACAUUAUGGACGUUCCCGUUCCAGCAGUAGUAGAAACCGCCAGCAACAACAGCAACACCAUAAGCUCACCCAAUACAAAUCUGCGACACGCCUCGAUCGUUGGGAAAAAGGGGAAUAAGCUCCUCCAGCUGAGCGCCGACCAUUCGUGUCGGAUCAUGGUGCCGCCCAAGCAGCUCGGGCACAACAUCAUCCAGCUCGAGGCUCCCCUGCAGGAGUGCUGCUCCUGUCUGAGGGCGAUUUCGGCAAGGCUCCAGCCCGACAAUGCGUCUGACUUUUCUUCAGGGGAUGAACAGGAAUGCAAGGAGCCGCUUUCACCACAAAACGGUGAUGCCAACCACCACAAACCACAUCCUUCCGUCGCGCUUCAAGCAAACACUAACAGCAGCAACAACAACUACAAUGGGCAGGGCCAAAACCAGAGCGGUCAGACCAAAAAUGCCCGGAACCGAAACAAAAUUGAAAACGCCAGGAGUAACUACCAAAUCUCGUUGAUCGUACAGCCCCUACCAUCGCAAACUAAACUACGGAACAUUGCCCGAAAAACAGAAACCAAGAUCCUUAGAAAGAAAAUCCCCAAGUCACAGCAGAAGCAAAAGCAAAAACAGCUCGAAGAGCAGCGGCAGAAACAAGAGCAGCAGCCUCCGGAAGACUCCGAGCUAUUACUGGAGGACGUAGACGGGGACGACGAUGCUCAGGAGCAACAGGAAGAUAAUCACCCAGCCACCACAGGUGACGGCAGCGCAAACAAUUCGAGCAGGGACACGGCGAAUAAUCCCAAAUCGUCCGGCGGAUCCUGGAGGUUGACCGUUGUGGCCACGACGGAGAAGAAGGCGACCAAGGCUCUUGACAUGCUGAAAGUCCUCGUUUCAAAGGGCUACGAGGUUCUCGUCGAGGAUAUGGGGACGACGACGAAUCAAAAUGAUGCCACGCAAAACAACAAAGGCAACAAAUCACCUACCGAACAGCCUUAUACCUGCACAAACCGAGACGCAGAAGUUCCCAGCGAAGUGUCAGCAAACGGAACCGAAUCCCAAGAGGCGCCGUUCGAAUCGGCCGUGGACGACUCAAAGGGUGGCAGCAAUAAUCACUACAACAACAAAAGCGGUGGUGGUCGGGGUUCGAGGGGCAAAAAGAAAAAGAAAUACUUGUAUAAAUAGUGGGAAAAAAGCCUUUUGUCCGAUCUUUUGGCAAGAGCUAGAGCUACCACGUAUCAGAGGCAAAUAGACAUUUCAUACUAUCACCUAACAGUCUUGGCUUGCGGUACAGUACACUACUUUGUGACUGUGGCACAGUUGUUGUUUCUUGGCCAUUCGGAAUUACAAGAAGCUGACGAUGCAUUUUGUUUUGAUAAGUGUAUCGAUGCGAUAUUUUACUUUGCGCGUUGCAUCGAUGAUUCUUUCGUCCUACUCGAUCCGAUUGGGCUGGUUUCGAGACUGAAUGGUUUGCUGUGGUAUGCAUUAAAAGGUUGAAAUAAUCAAUAAGCACCUCGAUGCCUAGAAGAACUAUCUUGGAACGAAUACACAUUGCAAUGGCGGAUCAACUUUUUUUCAGCGUUCUGUUGUGCUGCUGGGCCAUACUAACCAACGAGCAGGAGAUGCAUUCUAUAAAAUUAAUAUCGUUUGGAAAGAUAACUAAUGAUGACAUUGGAUUAGCUCGCAAGUGUUAGAAUCCAAGACUGUACGUUUUUCUUAUUACUACGAACACCUACUACGAAAAACUUCAAAAUGUCUGCAACUUGAACCCUCGCCUUUCUGAAACGAGUUUGUUUGGUCAUGUAAGACUCUGACUUCCUUCUUUAGUAGUGCAUCAUACAGAAGAAACAAAAUAGUUAUUAUGCA